ACUUGGUUCUUGUUUAUUCCACUCACAUUCGGGGCAGUUGCCAGGAUCCGCCCCCACUGCAGUCACUGGAGGAGCUGGAAGUUAAAACGUUCCUGCUAAGAAUCUGUACGUUUCCUUUGGCUGCUCCUAAGCGGGGCGGGGGCUUUGCUGGUGGUCUAGCCUGGGAGGGGUCUAACCCAGGUCCAGCCUGAACAAGCGAGUGAGCCUGUCGCCAUGGCGGCUUGCUGCAGCUGGAAUGAUGUCUUGCAGUAUGAGACAAACAAAGUCAUCCGGAUCCAGAGCGGGACUUACGGCACCAUUAAGUGGGUCUUGCACUUGAUCAUCUUUUCUUACGUUAGCUUUGCUUUAGUGAGCGACAAGCUGUAUCAGCGGAAAGAGCCCGUUAUCAGCUCCGUGCACACAAAGGUCAAAGGGAUUGCAGAGGUGACAGAGAAUGUCAUGGAGGGUGGGGUGAUGAAGUCAGUACGAAGAAUCUUUGACCCUGCAGACUACACCUUCCCUAUGCAGCAGGGGAACUCGUUCUUUGUAAUGACGAAUUUUCUCAAGUCAGAAAACCAAGAGCAGAAGCUGUGUCCUGAGUUUCCCACCCGAAGUGCACUCUGCCAUUCUGACAAGAGUUGUAAAAAGGGAUGGAUGGAUCCACAAAGCAAAGGAAUCCGGACUGGCAAGUGUAUACAGUACGAUGAGACCAGGAGGACCUGUGAAGUCUCUGCCUGGUGUCCUGCUGAGGAGGGGAAAGUCGCUCCCAGGCCUGCACUCUUGAGGAGCGCCGAAAACUUCACCGUACUCAUCAAGAACAAUAUCGACUUCCCCGGCCACAACUACACCACGAGAAACAUAUUGCCAGAUCUGAACACCUCUUGUACCUUUCACAAGACUCGGAGCCCUCAGUGUCCCAUUUUCCGACUAGGAGACAUCUUCCAGGAAGCAGGAGAGAACUUUUCAGAGGUGGCAGUUCAGGGAGGGAUCAUGGGCAUUGAGAUCUACUGGGACUGCAACCUGGACAGCUGGUCCCACCGCUGUUACCCCAGAUACAGCUUCAGACGCCUGGACGACAAGUAUACCAACGAGUCCUUGAUCCCUGGCUACAACUUCAGAUACGCCAAGUACUAUAAGGAAAACAAGGUGGAGAAGCGGACAUUGAUCAAGGCCUUUGGGAUCCGUUUUGACAUCCUGGUUUUUGGCACCGGAGGGAAGUUUGACAUCAUCCAGCUGGUGGUAUACAUCGGAUCCACGCUGUCCUACUUUGGCUUGGCCACUGUAUUCAUUGACUUGCUCAUCAACACAUACUCAGGUGCCUUCUGCCGGUCCAGGGUUUACCCCUAUUGUAAGUGCUGUGAACCCUGUGCCAUCAAUGAGCACUACUACAGGAAGAAGUGUGAAUCCAUCAUGGAGCCCAAGCCGACAUUAAAGUAUGUGUCCUUUGUGGACGAGCCCUGCAUUCGGAUGGUGGAGCAGCAGCUGCUGGGGAAAAGUCUGCAAGUUGUCAAAGGCCAAGAAGUUCCAAGGCCCCAGAUGGACUUCACGGAGCUGUCUAGGCUGUCCCUAUCUCUCCACGACUCACCCCCCGUGUCUGGACAACCUGAGGAAAUACAGCUGCUGUGCAAAGAGGUGCCCCCCAGGUCCGGGCACAGCCCGGGCUGGUGCCAGUGUGGAAAGUGCCUCCCGUCGCAGCUACCAGAGAACCGCAGGGCCCUAGAGGAGCUGUGCUGCCGGAGGAAGCCGGGACGGUGCAUCACCACCUCGGAGCUCUUCUGGAAGCUCGUGCUGUCGAGGCAAGCCCUGCAGCUGCUCCUGCUGUACCAGGAGCCCUUGCUGGUGCUGGAGGAAGAGGCCACCAACCGCAGGCUGCGACACCGUGCGUACAGGUGCUAUGCCACCUGGCGCUUUGGCUCCCAGGACAUGGCUGACUUCGCCAUCCUGCCAAGCUGCUGCCGCUGGCGGAUCCGGAAGGAGUUCCCCAAGACGGAGGGCCAGUACACUGGCUUCCAGUAUCCCUACUGAUAAUACAGUUUCUCUUGGAAAGGCCUAGAGACAGUCUGAGCCAAAGGGAACUUUGCUUUCCUCACUGUCAAAGGCCUGAUUAGAACAACCCACAAGCACACACACCAGCUACCCAUCUGAGCCUGGAGUCUGAGCCUAGGCUGCUGUGCCACCCACAGCCUUUAAUGCGUACAUAGGUCCCUCAUCUCCCAACCUACUUUCUCUGAACUAGGGUGAAACAGACUGAGGUGGCAUCGGUGGUCUCUCUCGUUAAAUGCUUACAUGGUUCUGUGGAUGCAAAGGUCCAACCCUAAAAACAAACCCUUUGGGAUUUGAGAAUACUCUGAGGGAUUAAAUAUGGCCGCAACUCAUUUGAUACUACCCCCAACCCGAAUCUCAAGACCCAGGGGUCUUGUUGUUUCCCCUCCCCAUUAUAGGCGGCUCUGGUGGCUUCAUCCAGUAGUGGAUGUGACGUUGCAUCUAUUUCAGGACCUCGUUUUAAGAGGCCAACAGCUUCCACUUCCUGUCCUCGGAACUCCUGCUGAGAGGAAGCCAGCCCAAGUUAAGAGUCUGACUAUAGGAGGGCACCUAAGCAGCCCCAGGGAGAAGUACCCAUAACCCCCCCCAACUUCCUCACCCCUCCACCCCCGCCGGCCCAUCACCUCUAAGUCCAGUCGCCACAGGGAAAGAGAUGCCUUUGGGUGAUUUCCAGAUCCUCCUAACACAUGACUGAAACUGCAGGAGACAGGCUGAGCACGAACUGUUCAACCCAGAGGACCACUUUGCUGUCUUAAGUCAUUGCAUUUGGGGGAGGGGGGUUGGCACACAACAGCAGAUAACUGGGACAAGAGAUGCUGACUGAGGCCCAGAGUCACUACAAAACAUAGUGCUUAUUGGGCAGCUGUAAGAGGUCGUGUUAAAGCAGCCUGGAAGCCAUCAAAUCUAACUGCAUACAAGAUACAGUCGGACCCUCAUUGCUACCCUAUGGUUUCAAGGGACUACUACUGUCACAA
This is a messenger RNA of Acomys russatus (golden spiny mouse), 2996 nucleotides long. RefSeq names its product purinergic receptor P2X 7 (gene P2rx7). The coding region runs from base 214 to 2004 and encodes 596 amino acids. NCBI's taxonomy places the organism in Eukaryota, Metazoa, Chordata, Mammalia, Rodentia, Muridae. The transcript has 13 exons. The record is from RefSeq and is a predicted model, not a curated record. Gene Ontology annotation, molecular function: extracellularly ATP-gated monoatomic cation channel activity; purinergic nucleotide receptor activity; ATP binding. Gene Ontology annotation, biological process: monoatomic cation transmembrane transport; response to ATP. Gene Ontology annotation, cellular component: plasma membrane; nuclear inner membrane.